AGAAGUCAUCACGCCAUUCAGAGUUUCCAAGCUACAAUUACAAAUUACAUUCCCACCGUAGACGACGAUGCAGAAGCUUUUACGCCGUGUGUUUACGCUAAGCAGAAAUGGGUGGACCCAUCGCUCGGAAUCCUCCUCGUUCCCCUCCAUAUGUCCUCCCAUGCAUUAUCGCCCUUGCCUUCCUAUCUCUCUCCGCCCUCUUCCUCAGCAAGGUGGAUGACUUCGUCUCGCAAACAAAAACAGUUGCAGGCCACAACUUAGAGCCAACACCGUGGCACCUAUUCCCGCCAAGAACGUUCAGUGAAGAUACUCGACAAGAACGGGCUUACAAAAUCAUAAAAUGCUCUUAUCUCACUUGUCCUUACAGCACUAGGAGGAAUAAUGAUACAGAGUUGGAGGAACGGCGCCUCUUUGUAUCCUCUUUAGACACCCCGAAAUGCCCAGAUUUUUUCAGGUUCAUUCAUAAGGAUCUUCAACCAUGGGCUAAAACCCGGAUAACAAAAGAUCAUGUGAUGGCAGCCAAGGAACAUGCUGCAUUUCGGGUUGUUAUCGUGGGUGGAAGAAUUUACGUGGAUUUGUACUAUGCUUGUGUACAAAGCAGAUUGAUGUUUACUGUAUGGGGAUUGUUGCAGCUGUUAAGGAGGUAUCCUGGCAUGCUGCCUGAUGUGGAUAUGAUGUUUGAUUGCAUGGAUAAGCCUAGUAUUAAUCGAACUGAACAUGGGUCCUUCCCCUUGCCACUUUUUCGGUAUUGUACAACAGAUGCUCACUUUGAUAUCCCAUUUCCUGAUUGGUCUUUCUGGGGUUGGCCAGAGACAAAUAUAAAGCCCUGGGAUGAGCAGUUCAGAGAGAUUAAGCAAGGUUCACAAACAAAGAGGUGGGGGAACAAGUUGCCCCUUGCAUUCUGGAAAGGGAAUCCUGAUGUUGAUUCACCCAUCCGAACAGAGUUACUGCAAUGUAAUCACUCUACGAAGUGGAGAGCACAAAUUUUGCGUCAGAAUUGGGUGGAAGAAGCAAAAUCCGGAUAUGAGCAGUCAAAACUGUCAAAUCAGUGUAACCAUCGGUAUAAAAUAUAUGCUGAAGGCUAUGCUUGGUCUGUAAGCCUGAAAUAUAUUCUAUCCUGUGGUUCUCUUGCACUGAUAAUUACUCCCCAAUAUGAAGAUUUCUUCACUCGGGGUCUCAUUCCAAGGAAAAACUACUGGCCCGUCUCUCCUAUUAAUUUAUGUCACUCCAUAAAGUUUGCUGUUAAGUGGGGUAACACUCAUCCUUUAGAGGCUGAGGCAAUGGGAAAAAAAGGGCAGGAUUUCAUGGAAAACUUAAGUAUGGAUCGAGUCUAUGACUACAUGUUUCACUUCAUCAGUGAGUACUCGAAACUGCAAGAUUUCAAGCCUUCCCCACCAUCUACUGCUCUAGAAGUAUGUGCAGAGUCCCUACUUUGCUUGGCUGACCCCAAGCAGAGGGAGUACCUUGAAAGAUCAACCACCGCACCUUCCCCAGCUCCUCCAUGCAGCCUUGAGCCUGCCAAUGCUAAUUUCAUGAAGAGUUGGAUAGAAAAGAAAAAGAAAACAAUAGAAGAUGUAAGAGUUAUGGUGGAGAAGAAUGCAUUGAGAAGAUAAGCGGAUUAGAGUGCUUGUUAAAGUGAAGUUUUGUAGCUUUAAGUUCAUCUUUAUAUUAUACAUGCUCCAUUAGGAAAAAAAAAGUUAAAAAUUGACAUCUUUAUUUAAAAAAUGACAAAAUUAACAUCCUUAAAUAGAAAUAAAUAUAAAAUUAAAAUUCUUAUUUGCACCUUUACUCCUGUUCGCAGAGGAAUAGUGGUGGAAAAGACUAAUAAUAACACAUAAAUACACAGGACAAAACACC
Molecule: messenger RNA, 1857 nt
Organism: Rubroshorea leprosula
Lineage: Eukaryota; Viridiplantae; Streptophyta; Magnoliopsida; Malvales; Dipterocarpaceae
Source: the annotation of a GenBank genome assembly